Messenger RNA from Trypanosoma cruzi, 717 nucleotides. RefSeq lists its product as uncharacterized. The coding region runs from base 1 to 717 and encodes 238 amino acids. Gene Ontology annotation, molecular function: protein binding. NCBI's taxonomy places the organism in Eukaryota, Euglenozoa, Kinetoplastea, Trypanosomatida, Trypanosomatidae. Gene Ontology annotation, cellular component: nucleus; cytoplasm. The transcript has a single exon. The record is from RefSeq and is a predicted model, not a curated record.
AUGCUUUCCUCUGACGUCGCAAUCAUGUCAGGGGCAACGGCCGUGGAGGAGGACAAUUAUCAUCGCGAGGCGACAACCAUCACCGAGGCUUUUUUUGAUUGCGCCCGCUACAACGACGGUGAUGAUGCGAAGUUGCUGUUGGCGUAUCUCUCCGCCACUCCCUCACUCAUUGGAGCGAAGGAUGAACAGGGACGAACGGCGGUUCAUCUCGCGGCAGCGAAUGGCCACAUUGGAAUUUUGGAGAUGCUCAUGGAGUUUGGUCCAUCCCCGGACGUGCCGAAUCACGAGGGUAACACGGCCCUGCAUUUUGCCGCCCUCAACAACCAACUCGAGGCGGCUCGAAGGCUAUUGGAGUGGGGGUGGCAUGCGUCCGCACGGAACGUGUUUGGGAAAAAACCCAUCCAACUGAUCUACGGAAAGAAGUAUGAGGCGAUGGAAACGCUGUUGCUUGGGUACGAUGACGAAAUUGAAAGUUGCACAAGAGGGACUGUGAGUCUUGUGGAUAAGGGAGAUGACCCUCCACCGGCACCGGCAUCGGCACCGACAGCGACGCUGGCGGGCAGCAGCUGUCUGCACACUACCCCUGUUCACCAGCUUUGUGAAGACCUUUCUCCUGAGGAGACUUCACACCACGCGGAGGCAAAAAUUACCCCACAAGCAAAAGACGAGGAUCCUACAAGGCUCUUGGGCUCUGCUGAUGUCGACGGGAUCGAGUAA